GGUGAGAGGCGGAGCCUGGGAGGGGCUUGAUGACUGAGUGAGCAGGCAGCGCCGCGGGGAGCCUGCGAAAAGGCCGGAAAGAUGGCAGCCUCCUGGAGGCUAGGCUGUGACCGGCGGAUGCUGCGCUCUCUCCUAGGCUUCGGCACCCGGCGAGGCCUGGGGCUGGUUACGGGGGCUGCUGGGUGGCCUGCCGGCGGCGGGGCUGCUGGGAGAUGGCUUCACAGCACGCAGUGGCUGCGGGCUGAUCCUAUUAAGAUACUAAUGCCAUCCCUGUCUCCAACAAUGGAAGAAGGGAACAUUGUGAAAUGGCUGAAAAAGGAAGGUGAAGCUGUGAGUGCUGGAGAUGCCUUAUGUGAAAUAGAGACCGACAAAGCUGUGGUUACCUUAGAUGCAAGUGAUGAUGGCAUUUUGGCCAAAAUAGUGGUUGAAGAAGGAUCUAAAAAUAUACGGCUAGGUUCACUAAUUGGUUUGCUAGUUGAAGAAGGAGAAGAUUGGAAACAUGUUGAAAUUCCCAAAGAUGUGGGUCCUCCAGCAGCCGCUUCACAGCCCGCAGCGCCUCGCCCCUCCCCAGGGCCACCGACUCCUGUGCUUCUCAAAAAGGAACAGCCACCAGGGACAUUGCAGCUCCGUUUAAGUCCAGCUGCCCGUAAUAUUCUGGCAAAACACAAACUGGAUGCUAGCCAGGGCACAGCCACUGGCCCUCGGGGGAUCUUCACCAAAGAGGAUGCUGUCAAGCUUGUCCAGUUGAAGCAGACGGGCAAGAUCAUGGAAUCCAGACCGACCCCAGCCCCUCCUGUAACUCCCACUGCACCUUUGCCCGCACAGGCCCCAGCCCCGCCAUCUUAUCCCCGGCCCAUGGUCCCACCAGUUUCAACUCCUGGACAGCCUAACAUAGCGGGCACAUUCACUGAAAUCCCAGCUAGCAAUAUUCGAAGAGUUAUUGCCAAAAGGCUAACUGAAUCUAAAAGUACUGUACCUCAUGCAUAUGCUACUGCUGAUUGUGACGUUGGAGCUGUUUUAAAAGUUAGACAAAAACUGGUCAAAGAUGACAUUAAAGUGUCAGUAAAUGAUUUUAUCAUCAAGGCAGCAGCUGUUACCCUUAAACAAAUGCCAAGUGUCAAUGUAAGCUGGGAUGGAGAGGGCCCAAAGCAACUGCCUUUUAUUGAUAUUUCAGUGGCUGUGGCAACAGAUAGAGGUUUAAUUACACCAAUCAUAAAAGAUGCUGCAGCCAAGGGCAUACAGGAAAUUGCUGACUCUGUGAAGGUAGGCCUUAAAUACUUGAAAAUGUGUGCUUGGGGAAAGUCUUCUUUGAUUGGCGACAUGCCACCUUCAGAGCUUUUUGUUUUCUCUAGUAUUUCCAACUUGGGGAUGUUUGGCAUCGAUGAGUUUACUGCAGUGAUCAACCCUCCUCAGGCCUGCAUCUUGGCUGUGGGGAGAUUCCGGUCUGUGCUGAAGCUCACUCAGGAUGAAGAGGGGAAUGACAAACUGCAGCAGCAGCAGUUCAUCCGGGUCACCAUGUCAAGUGACGGCCGAGUAGUCGAUGACGAGCUAGCCACCAGGUUUCUUGAAAGUUUUAAAGCAAACCUGGAGAACCCUAUCCGACUUGCCUAGUUCUCCAAGAUAGAACUGUUACCCAGGAACAUGUACUAUACGGAAAAAAUUAGGUAUUCAAGUAUGAGGUGGAUGAAGUGUUUAUUUAUUUAAGGUAAAAGUUUCACAAGAGUUCAGUGUGGGCUUAAUAUUGUAGAAAUAAAUAACAAACUGUAACUAAUAAAAGAAAGAACAUUUAGCUAGAUCCAUUUUUAACCUUGGUGCUGUACAAAGGGGGUGUUAAACUAACUGUAAAUUACACUUGGCUCUUUAGAGCGUACUCAAGAAAUUGUUACAAUUAUGUUUAGUUGUAUUGACAUUGGAUGUGUUCAAAGAAACACCCAUUAAGUUAGCAGUGGAACCUCACUUUGACAAGCACUGCUCUAGAUAUACUUGAACAAUUAAUAUGUACAGACGUUCAUUCUGGACAGUAGUAAGUAAAUACAGAUCACAUUGUAUUAGGGGUUGUGGCAACAUUAUUGAAUUUUUAUGUAUAUAAAGCCAUAUGUUUUAGAGUGCUUUCUACCAGUCUUGUUUUUUACUCCUGUGACACUGUGAACUUAAAAGGAACAUUUAAAAAAUCAAAAAUAAAGAAAGA
This is a messenger RNA of Myotis davidii, 2188 nucleotides long. RefSeq names its product pyruvate dehydrogenase complex component X (gene PDHX). Gene Ontology annotation, cellular component: pyruvate dehydrogenase complex; mitochondrion. The record is from RefSeq and is a predicted model, not a curated record. The transcript is spliced from 10 exons. The coding region runs from base 82 to 1611 and encodes 509 amino acids. Gene Ontology annotation, molecular function: acyltransferase activity. Gene Ontology annotation, biological process: pyruvate decarboxylation to acetyl-CoA. NCBI's taxonomy places the organism in Eukaryota, Metazoa, Chordata, Mammalia, Chiroptera, Vespertilionidae.